Dentiscutata erythropus is the source of this 1764-nucleotide messenger RNA. The record is from the annotation of a GenBank genome assembly. Lineage: Eukaryota; Fungi; Glomeromycota; Glomeromycetes; Diversisporales; Gigasporaceae.
AUGCCCAAGGACAGAAGACACAAGCAAGGCUAUCGAAAGAAACUUCGUUUCAACAAUAAUCGAUUCAUGCGUAAAAUAGCGUUUAAACCAACCAGCUCUCAACUAGCCGACAAUAAUGCGUAUGAUCCUCAGAAUCCUCAACUUACAACAGUUACUCAAAAUCCACUCGAUAUUGGCAAUAAUAAUGGUGAUAGCGACAAAUCGAUUAAUCCGAUUACGUUCCUCAAUACCUUGCAUCACAAGUUAAAGACGCCGAAUCCACCACAUUACGAUUGCACUCCGGAUCCUCAGGGCGGUGGUUUUUAUUGUACAUUGGUGUUCUUUGAUCAAACAUUUAAAUCAACAGUUCCUAAGCCAAAGAAACAACUGGCCAAAGAAGCUGUCGCAACUGUUGCCAUGGAAAGUUUUGAGAAGCAAAUGACCAAAACUUUUCAACAAGUCCGUCAGACUUUGCUUUCAGCUAAUUCAGCCCCUAAAAAGCCGUCAAAGUUGUCGAAAGGAAGUCGGCAGUUCAAUAGAAUGUUGCAUUCGACUGAUACGUUAACUCAGUCUGCUCAGUGGCUAAGAAAAUUUAUGGACACACAUGUGGAAAAAAGACCAUGCGUUAUGCUUCUGGAAUUUUGUCAGUUUCAUCAACUUGGUCACCCUGUUUAUCCUACUAGAACGGACAUGAAAGGGUUCGUCUAUAUGGAUUGCGUUGUUGCCAAACGGAUAUUUACUCCAGAGGUUCCUUUUUUUAAUAAAAAAGAAGCAAAAGAUUACAUUUCCGACAAAGCUUUUAAUAUUCUUUAUCAAGAAUUUCUUGAACAAGAACAACGUCAAGUAGAUGAAAGAAUGAGACCUGAAAGAAGCAAACUCGAUUUCCCUUCUGGUGACGCACCAUCAAGCACCGUAACGUUCGUUCCGCAAGUAUUCACUUCGGACAACAAUGAAAAAACUACAUUUCUCACGGCACCUCCAGCCACUACAAGUGCUGCCAGUAUCGGUUCGUACAACACCACAACUAGUAUCCCACCACUUCCCGCUGUUAGUUCUCAAGGAAUGAGCAGUAAUUAUGAUUAUACAAAUAAUGGUGUGUCAACAUUUUCGACCCUUGAUUCUCGAGGAAGUGGUAGCAAAAGUGGUUCUUCUACCGAAACUUACAGAGAAACUCAACCGAGUUUUGCUUGGUCGAAUGCCAGUGAGCUAGGACCUCCGCCAACGAGUGCUUUACUUGAGAAUGCUUUGCAUCAAACAUCUCAAGCUACUUUUCGACCUCCAACCGUUACAACUUCGUCACAAGUGGUAUUUCCAACUAUCGGAUUUAAUUCCUAUCAGCCUCCACAACAGCCUCAGAUUCCUCCAGUUCGCUAUCAACCUCCUCAGCAACCGCUAUUGCCUUCGGUACCUUUUCAGCCUCUACAACAGCCUCCGAUGCUUUCAGCACCUUACCAACAACUUCCAUUGCCCACGUUGCCCUAUCAGCCCCCUCAGCCAUCUCAGUUUUCUCAGCGUCCUCGUAAAUUAAAAAAGAAAAGUCCAUUGCAUAAAGGGGCGUAUAUUUAUAAGAGAUAUAUUAGUUUGCUAUUCGAAUUCGCGCAAGCUCAACAUUGGGCAAAUCCGGAAUUCGAAUUUCAAAAUAUGUUUGGCGAAUUCAAGGGCAUGGUAACUAUCAAUGGCCGCACUUUUGUUGGUACCAAAUUGUGCAAAAAGAAAAGUGAGGCUAAGGAAGAUGUUGCCGAAGUUGCUUACAAAUUCUUUGUGGAUAAUCCCAUUUAUAUGUAA